AUGGUGGACGUCCGGUCCAAGAACCUCUAUGAGCUUCUUGGCAAUGACCCCGAGCUCGACCCCAACAGACCCCCUGCGCCCCCCGCUAAGGCUGUCGACCGUCCCGCUCCCCGCAUUGGCAAGCGUGAUGCUCCCCUGGAGGCUCCCUCCACCCAGCCCCGUGAGAACGCUGGCCGCCGUGGUGGCCGUGUGACCGGCGGCAACGAUGCCGCUUUCCGUGACCGCAACGCCGGCCGCACCAACAACCGCCAGAAGCCCACCGAUGAGGCCGAGCAGCCCUCCCGCCCCCGCGGCGGCAACCGUGGCCGUGGUGACCGCCAGUCCCGCACUGGCCAGACUGACACUCGCAAGCAGGUCCAGCAGGGCUGGGGCAACGAGUCCGGCGAGAAGACUUGGGACGACGAGCGCGUUGGCGAGACCAUCGCCAAGGCCGAUGAGACCGAGCCCCAGACCCCCGCCGAGGAGGUUGAGGAGGCCGACAAGUCCAAGUCCUACAACGACUACCUGGCUGAGAAGGCUGCUAAGGACAGCCUUGCUGCCAAGCCGGUCCGUGCCGCCAACGAGGGCGUCAAGGAGGACAAGAAGUGGGCUAACGCCAAGGAGCUGAAGCACGAGGAGGCCGAGACCUACAUCCAGGGUGCCUCUGAGAAGACCAAGCGCGAGAAGCAGCGCAAGGAGAAGAACUUCAUCGACGUUGACAUGCGCUUCGUCGAGCAGCCCCGCCCCGCUCCCUCCGCCGCUCGUGGCGGCCGUGGUGGCCGUGGUGGUGACCGCGCUCCCCGCGGUGAUCGCCCUGCUCGUGGUGGUGAUCGCCCUGCUCGUGGUGGUGAUCGCCCUGCUCGCGGUGGUGAUCGCCCUGCUCGUGGUGGUGAUCGCCCUGCUCGCGGUGGUGAUCGCCCUGCUCACGGCGGUCCUCGCGGUGGUGCCCCCUCCGUUGCUCCUCGCGGCGGCCGUGGUGGUGCCCGCGCUCCCGCUGCCGGCCCUACCGUCGACGAGAAGAACUUCCCCAGCCUGGGCGGCAACUAA
Molecule: messenger RNA, 1026 nt
Organism: Penicillium daleae
Lineage: Eukaryota; Fungi; Ascomycota; Eurotiomycetes; Eurotiales; Aspergillaceae
Gene: stm1
Exons: 5
Coding region: 1-1026 (341 amino acids)
Source: RefSeq, a predicted model, not a curated record